This is a messenger RNA of Hydra vulgaris (swiftwater hydra), 1722 nucleotides long. RefSeq lists its product as uncharacterized. Gene Ontology annotation, molecular function: transmembrane transporter activity. Lineage: Eukaryota; Metazoa; Cnidaria; Hydrozoa; Anthoathecata; Hydridae. The record is from RefSeq and is a predicted model, not a curated record. Gene Ontology annotation, biological process: transmembrane transport.
UUUAUUUAAAAAGAUAUUUGACGAAAUUCAGUUGCAUAUUUCUCAAUACAAAUAUUUCCAACAUUUUUUUAUUUUUAGUUAGCUCAGGUUCUUUGGAAACAUUAACCAAGACUGUGUCGGCUGCAUUUGAUGGAAGUGCGUUUCAUGCAGUCACCACGCGGUUUUGUGUAAAUGAUGAAAGUUCAUGCUGUUUUCAGGAAGCUUUUUUAUAGUGAAGGAAAAACAACGUUGCCAUUUGGGAUUUGCUUUGUUCUUUUUUUAAUCAAUUUCUUUAAUGCCAUGACAACUACAUCUGUUUUCUCAUACCUUCCACAACUUGUAAAGGAUUAUGGAUCAACUGAAGUUGAUGUAGGAAGAAAAACUGGAAUAAUUGCAUCAUCUCUGUUCAUUGCCAGAAUAUUUAGCAGUUUAGUUUGGGGUUAUAUUUCUGAUAAAUAUGGAAGAAAACUAUCUCUUUUAUUAACUGGAGCAAGCGUUGUGAUUUCUACAUUGAUGUUUGCCUUUACAUUCAACUACCCAUGGGCUGCUGUAGUUAGAUUUUUACAGGGUUUAUCAAUGGGGGUUUUGGUAAUUACAAAGGCCUAUAUGGCAGAUAUAUGUGACGACACCAACCUGGCAGCUGGCUUAAGUGUAAUUUUCUCAGGUUACAAUAUAGGACUAGUUAUUGGUCCUAGCAUGGGUGGAUAUUUAGUUUUUCCUGUGGAGAAAUAUAACAAUAUAUUUAAAAAAAACUCCUUUUUUGAAAGGUUCAAAAUCUUUAUUCCAAACAUUAUUAUUGUAAUUGGGAUGACGGUGUCAUUGGUGGCUUCGAUUUUUUUUCUUCCUAAGAGAGUUGUUGAGGAUAAAUCACUAUAUAGUGGGACUAACAACGAUGAUAAUUGUAAUGAUUAUGGUGAAAUAAUUAGUAAUUUAGCUGAAUCUGAUCCAAAUAGAUUAAAAACGUCAAAGUUUAAAAAGUACUGGAUAAUGUUUGGUACAACUCGUUUAGCGAAACUUUUGAGAAACAAAGAGUUUCUUAUUUCUUCAGUAAUAUUUGGGUUCUUUACAAUGUUUACAGACGGUUUUGAAGAAUUAUUUCCAGUAUUUGCCUCUACUUCCACAGAAUAUGGUGGUUUAGGAAUGUCAACAUCCGAAAUAGGUUUAGUCUAUUUGACUGUUUCUGUAGCGAUGUUAAUUUCACAAAUACUUUUAAUUGAAAAGAUAAUUCACAAGUUUGGCUCAAAAAAGACAUUUAUUGUUUCAUCUCUGCUUUUUGGUGCUAUGAUGCCUUUGUUACCUUUGAUUGUUUUCAUAAAAAACACGACUGUUCUUUGGUUUAUCUUGUGGAUUAGUGAAGUAGUUGUAUCUGUCUCUAUGAUGUCAGGUUUCACAGCUGCCAAUAUUUUGAUUAAUAACUCAGUUGGGUCGGACUUGCUCGGAUUAGCAAACGGUGUUGCAAUGUCUGUCUCUUGCAUUGGAAGAUCUGUCGGAAUCUUUGGAUUUGCAAGUAUUUAUUCAUGGUCGCUGAAAAACAAAGAAAGACCUUUUCCGUUUAAUCAAUAUUUUUCUUUUUAUUUCAUUUUAGUUGUUAUUAUUUUAGUAUCGUUGACAUCAUCAUUCAUUCCUGUUUCCUUAAAUAAAAGAAAAAUAGAACUGCAAUAAAAAAUUUUGACAACCAGUACUUUUUGGAUUGUUUUAUACUGUAGGUUUACGUUGGCAUGAAAUAUUUUUAUAUAUACCAGA